AUGUCUCCGAAGAAUUUAACAAGGUCUGUGGUCCCGGCUAUCGACUUGUAUUGCCGCAAGGCAAACUUUAAAACACUUAAAUUUCUGUCGAUGAUCCUGUGCAGUAAAAAGGAGUGGUAUGAUAAUACAAAGGCGCCAGUGAGAAACUUUUUGGUCUCCCGGUGUGCUGUUUUCGAGCAGUUACGGAAUCGUCUGGUUGACGAGGGCAAAGUCAACCUAUUUGGCGUUUUCCUGACAAACGACUCAUUUUCAUUUUGCAAGAUGACUGUUGAUGAUAAGUUCGACACUAGCUUGGUCGACUGGCAAAAGAUACCCUUUGAUUAUUCAUUCGCAACUGAGAGAAGACAGCAUAUUAGCUUGUUACCCCCUGAUACACUUUUUGCAACUGAAAAGAUCAUAUCACUACUUGGUGUAUCUCCUAAUAUGGCGAAUCUUGUUUCCAUAGAAAGACAGCGAUCUGACCUGAUGGAUUUUAGUUGCAAACUGCAAUCAAACAUCCUAGAGCACCUGUUAUACGCGAAGUGCCAAGGAGUGCAAGUAACUUCUACUAAUGAAGAAGCUCGCUUGCUUGCAGCCAUCUGCAAUCCUGAAUUCAUUGACGCCUUCUGGUGCGAGUUGACUCCCAUAAGGGCCUCAUUAAAGGAAAAUCCUUCCAUCUCCGUACCUCAAGAAUACCAGAUAUACGAUCCGGUGAUACGUGCCACCAUAAAAGAGGUUGUCGCUAAGCGAUUACUGCGAUCCGCCUUCGAUAAUGACAUUGACCCGCUAAUGCGUCUGCGUUUGGAUAAAGGCUGGAAGUUCAAAUUUCCCACGCUCUCCUCGACAACCGACCUAGAUUUCUCCCUGAAGGAUUGUCUUUCCCUGGAUACACGAAGAGAUGCAUAUGACAUGACUGAGGUGUUUCUUGCUACUAUGGCAUCGAGUAAAACUCUUCGUACGUAUAGCAACCUCGUUGACAUUGUGAUGAAAGACAACGGUAGAUUUGAUUCAGGCAUUCUAAAGCAAUUCAACGACUACGUCAAGCAAGAAAAGCUCAAUCUACAAAAUUUCCAGGCCGGUUCCUCAGAGUUUCUGAAAGGUGUAAAGAUAUAA
Molecule: messenger RNA, 1092 nt
Organism: Saccharomyces paradoxus
Lineage: Eukaryota; Fungi; Ascomycota; Saccharomycetes; Saccharomycetales; Saccharomycetaceae
Gene: MRS1
Product: Mrs1p
Exons: 1
Coding region: 1-1092 (363 amino acids)
Cellular component (GO): mitochondrion
Molecular function (GO): crossed form four-way junction DNA binding; flap-structured DNA binding; DNA endonuclease activity
Source: RefSeq, a predicted model, not a curated record